This is a messenger RNA of Anopheles moucheti, 2591 nucleotides long. Its product is annotated as serine protease gd-like. NCBI's taxonomy places the organism in Eukaryota, Metazoa, Arthropoda, Insecta, Diptera, Culicidae. Gene Ontology annotation, biological process: proteolysis. The transcript is spliced from 3 exons. The record is from RefSeq and is a predicted model, not a curated record. The coding region runs from base 513 to 2060 and encodes 515 amino acids. Gene Ontology annotation, molecular function: serine-type endopeptidase activity.
UCUCUGCUCUGUUUACGCACUGCUUUCCUAGGUGAGAGAAUCAUCCGACUCAUCGCAGCAUCCGAUAAGGAGACGUAUGAGAAGCCACGCAGUAGUAACCCCUGGCAGUGUCAAAACCGGAGCUUGUGGUUUAACAUUUAGCAUGCGAUCGGAUUCUCCCUCCAUAUAGACAUCAAAACAUUAUUAGACCGAAUGAAUUUUAACACCGAAUUGUUGUAAAACCUGUUUGGGUGACAAAGUGAUGCGGAGUUUCCUGGAUCAGUUAUACAAAGUGUGCGAUCAGUCAUCAGUCAAAGUUUGGUGAUAGUGGAUGAUUCUUCCGGAUUCCGGAAAACUGAACGAUUGUAUCCCUUGGGUGAAUUAUUAGAAGGGAAGAAAUUAUGAAAAUUCAAACUUGAGGUGGAAGAAUCAGACGUGUAUUGUGAUCGUCACCUCCCUUCGCAGUGCUUCCUCGCAAAAGUGUACAGUGUUCCGUCCCAGAGAGACCCUCUGCUAGUAGAGUCAUCUUCACCAUGUUGACGGUACGAAUAAACGUAGCCAACCGUUCGUCGCGAUCAUCUCCCACGUUCAGUUUGCUGAUGCGAACGUGCGUCUGCUUGCUGGUACUGAUCGGUCCUCUAGCACACAGUCCGGUAGAGGGUCAAUAUCUGCAGUCACCGUGUCCGAACGUGUUUUCAUACCGACUCGACCCAGGCACCAACCAGGCGUUCGGCUACGUCGAGCUGCAGGGUCUACGCAUCGGUCAGUUGGUCAAGCUGAACAUCGAUCUUUCAAUUGGUAUCGCCGUACCGCAGAACAACGUUGGAUCGAUCACGCUAAUUAAAUCGAGAGAGCAAACGUUUCGCGACAUCUACAACAACCAACCGGCACAGUAUCGCGUUAAUUUCCCGUUCAAAAAUGUCAUCCCAAGUGUGUUGGCAAUUAGCGUGAACGGUCAAACGAUCUGUACCGGUCAGAAAGCGACCGGACAGGUAGUGACCACGAUAAACUUGGAGCAUACACUCUUCACACAGAUGCAACCCCUUUCGAACGGAAAUGGUAACAACUUCAACACCAUACAGUACCAACCGCCACAGAAUACGGCCCCACAAGCUCCCGUAUAUCAACCGGUGCAGAUACCUCAGCCGGUGGCAGCACAAAGACCUCAGGUGGUACAAACGCAACGACCACAGGUGAUACAAACACAGCCACCACAGGUGAUACAAACGCAGCGGCCAGUGCAACGUCCAGAAGUGGACACCAGCUCAAAUGCCGACGAAUCAAACAUUGGAUGUGGACAACCGGCAGCAGUUUUUAAUCGUCUGUCGAUCAACGGAAUCCGAUCGCCAAAAGGGCAGUUCCCAUGGGCGGCACCAAUCUUCGAUAACGGCGCACCAACCAAACCUAGGUACAUCUGCGGCAGUACAAUCAUUUCAACGCAGCACCUAGUGACUGCAGCUCACUGCAUGUACGAUUCGCUCGGUGUCCCACGAAAGGCGGAAGAUGUAAUAACCGUGCCUGGCAUGUACAACAUCGACAACUUCUUCGAUGCGGAUCUGCAGGAGCGUAAGGUAUCGACCAUCUUUAUCCACGAUGAUUACUACUUCGAGGAUUCAGGAUUGGUGGAUUCCGACAUUGCGGUGAUAAAGGUCGACCAGCCCAUUGUCUAUAGCAGCCUAGUGCGACCGAUCUGUGGGUGGAGCGAAAUUGACAACCUGGAACAGAUCGUCGGCGUCAAAGGCUUCGUGUCGGGCUGGGGUGUCACGGAGAAUGGAGAUGCGAAGUACCCUAGCUAUGUCACCGCUACGAUCGUCAGCCGACCUGCAUGCUCCCGCAAUCUAGAAAAACUUAUUGCCGGCUCGGCACGUUUGUUCUGCGGGGAUGGACACGGAUCGGUACCGUGCACCGGCGAUUCUGGCAGUGGGCUUGUGAUCAAACGUGGCCAAAAGUACUACCUGCGCGGAAUCGUAUCCAUCGGCCAGUAUGACCCUAAUACACUUACUUGCGCACGUGACAAAUACGUAGUCUACACGGAUAUAGCACCAUUCCGUUACUGGUUGUCGAAAAUUUUAAAAUCUUAGGCGAUAAAGCUGUGUCCUGUAGCCUGCGCAUGCUCCAAGCUUGCAACUAAUUCUGUGAAAGUCCUGACACUCGUACAUACCCAAACAUCGCGUACAACUGAUUCUGAAAUUACGCUCCCUAGAGCAUAAAGUUUAUUACUGGAUCUUGGAUUAAGGUAAAAACUAGAUGCCUCAUGCCCACCCGAGGUCGAUGUGCUGCUCGCAGGGUUACUCGGCCAGUGGACAAUCGAUACGAAGUGUAAAGAUAAGAACGCGAAAGAUAUGCGUUUGUUCUAAUAAGUCGAAUACACUGAUGCGUAAUAAUUGUUUACAAUAAUUUUAUAAUAGUGUAACGUAGUGUCAUGAGUGUAGGUAAGUAACUGCGAACACUCUUUGUUUCGUGGUUAUUACAGAUUUGUUACAAAACUGUCUCGUGCCUAUCGCAAGAAACAAGAACAAAUCAAUCGUGAUUUUAUGACUAGAGCCGAGUUGAUGAGUGUACAUCUGUACAAAAAGAUUGAGAACCAAAGUCGUUAAAAUAUUUACAAUAAG